AUGGGCGUGUUUAAGCUGCACAUAUACCUUACCCAGCCGUUUGGGAGCGAAGAUGUGAACAACAUCACGGUUCACUGUGGCCACGGUCCAGUAGAUCCCGUGUCUGGGCUGAAAACGUUGAGCAAAUUUGGCCGGCCGAGGUUUGGCAAGAUCCUCGGCGAGCUUCGGGAGGACUUGGUUGGCGAAGCGCGUGCGAGCAGUCGCGCCAGUCGGAGCAAGUCAAAAGUCAACGUUUACUAUUACGGGGUCUCGGGGGAUCCGGCAUCGCUUCGUUACGCGGACGACCUAAAAGAGGCGUGUACCCAGAUUUCGUGCAAGGAUGUUGUCAUGCGGUCUUGGGUGGACUAUGUCUAG
This is a messenger RNA of Parascedosporium putredinis, 354 nucleotides long. Lineage: Eukaryota; Fungi; Ascomycota; Sordariomycetes; Microascales; Microascaceae. The record is from the annotation of a GenBank genome assembly.